Molecule: messenger RNA, 375 nt
Organism: Paramacrobiotus metropolitanus
Lineage: Eukaryota; Metazoa; Tardigrada; Eutardigrada; Parachela; Macrobiotidae
Product: papain inhibitor-like
Exons: 1
Coding region: 1-375 (124 amino acids)
Source: RefSeq, a predicted model, not a curated record
AUGACCGCUCGCUUCCUCUUAAGUGUUGCUGUCGUUGUUGGUUUGUGUGCUGUUGUGCUGAGUUUUGAGGGCACAGCGACGUUUUACCUUCCGGGAUGGGGAGCGUGUGGAAAUGUCAGCGCCGAAGAUGAAAUGGUGAUGGCCGUCAGCAAAACGCAGUAUGGAGAGCAUCAGAGCCCCAACAAGGCGCCCGUCUGCAGCCAGUGCACUUUGGUCAAAGAUGUGGACUCCGGUGAGCAGGUCAAAGUCAAGGUUGUCGAUCGCUGCGAAGGAUGUGCCAGCAGCGACAUCCUGCUAUCCCCGGCCGCUUUCGAGUCGCUGGCACCCGAGGACCUUGGUCGAACACACGUCACCUGGAACUAUGUUGAGUGCUGA